UCUUUGUGGCAUGUCAGAUUUGUAAAGUUACACCUCCGAAGCCUACUUUUUUGGAUUGCAGCAGAUUGAAGCUCAGUAGUUUCACUUUCUGGAGAUUUUCUGCAAGUUUUCUCAGUUCUUUGCCCUUAAACUUAGUUCUGAUUUGACACCAGCUGGGUUGCAAUGGAUGAGAUUCCUAAAAUGAUAAGUACUGUGGGAAACAGUCCCCACAGUAGUGGAAAAGACCAAACAGUCAUUUCCUUGGGAAGAGCACUAUCACAAGGUAGAAUGAAGUUGGAAGUCAAGCUCUUGAAGCAGCGAGCCAACAAGCAAAACUGAAGGAAGGACUUAUUACACCUCCUCUUGUCAUAUCCUAUGAAAUCAGCAACAGGUCAGGCUGACUUGUUCUUGCUCCGGGAUAACUUCAUCAAGCUCAAUCGGAUGAUAAAAAGAUUAGAUGCUGCUGCUGCUAUGGAGGAAAAUGUGACUCAUAAUAUUAAUUUAGUUGAGCUAAUUGAGACAGACAUUCCUGCGGUACUGGAGGAUGUUGACCGUUGUCUGGCCAAGUAUGAUUUUGACAUCAACCUCUAUUAUGCAAGUCUUAAAAUGGCUGGCAUUGCUGUACAAGCAGAAAGGUAUGAACUGAUAAGUGGAGCAGAACGGUACAAUUUUGCUAUUCGCCAAAUUUUACAGUGUGUUAAGGGGGAACUUCUUAAGGUGAUUGGGAUUUCUGGCCAAGAUGCAGAGAUGGUAACUAAAGACUUGGCAGAUCUACCAGAGAUGAGAAGCAUUGAAAAGCGGUUGCGGUCACCGUAA
Messenger RNA from Camellia sinensis, 795 nucleotides. RefSeq lists its product as uncharacterized. The record is from RefSeq and is a predicted model, not a curated record. Lineage: Eukaryota; Viridiplantae; Streptophyta; Magnoliopsida; Ericales; Theaceae.